UCACUAUUUCUACCAUAACAAUUAACAAAAGAGUAAUGUUUGAAAUUACACUGUUUGUCAUCACUAGCGAGAAUAGAAUAUCCUUUUCAGUUAGAAGUGGCAGUGGCAUUUAUUUCAACCAGUUUCCUUCUUCGUCUUUUCUUCCAACUACCAACUUCUUUACCAGACAGAUUCAUUAAUAAAUGGCAAAAUCAAUCCUUUUGUGCAACAAAUUGUAUGGAAAUGGACAACUUUUCUGGGUUACACAUUCCUUCCACAAUUUCACCCAACGGAAGAAAAUGGAGAUUAAGGUAAAAGCGACGACUUCCUCGGAUUCAAAUGUAAAGAAAGCAAAUUUGUUUGCUACUAAAAAGGAAAGAGUUAAUCUGCCAACAUAUGAUGAUGUUGUUGGAAGUAAAAAAUACCACAUCAGUGAAUUUCUAAGCCAGCCUAGUGGAAUUGCAGCAGUGUUGAACACAAAGGCAUUGCAAUCAUUUCAAUCCCUUGAUGCUAACACAUACAGGUGUGAACUUCCUAAACUUAGACUUUUGAACUUUGAAGCUUCUCCUUUCAUAGAUCUGCGGGUUACCUCAACAGAUGAAGAUUGCUUGGUUGAAAUGAUUUCUUGUAAGUUCGAGGGUUCAGAAAUCAUUGAAGAGCAAAACGACCACUUUUCAGCGUUCAUGAUAAAUCGAAUGACAUGGAGUGAUGCUGAUGCUGAAUCAUUUUUGGAAGUUGAUGUGAAGUUGAAUCUCACACUUGAGAUCUAUACACGCCCGUUUACCAUGAUGCCUAUUUCAGCUGUUGAAGGUCCUGGAAAUAUAAUGAUGCAAGCUUUGGUGGACAAGCUGGUGCCACUGCUACUUGAGCAGAUGCUACAAGAUUAUGAUGAAUGGAUUCAAAAGCAGUUGUGUUGUCUAAAUAAGUCUUCUAGUUAAGGGAAAAUUGUUUAAGCUUAUUUUUAUAGUAGGUACAAGAGGGGUAGGAAGAAACUUUUUAAGUUUUGCUACGAGUAAGACUCUUCUUGAAAAAGAAAAAGUGUGUCAGUGUCGGUAUGCGAAACUGAUACCGACACUUGUGAUUAUAUUUGAAUUUUUCAUUUUUCAAAUUAUUAAUGUAUCGACGUGUCAGUGUCGACGUGCUUUCAAUGCCCA
Messenger RNA from Lathyrus oleraceus (garden pea), 1133 nucleotides. RefSeq lists its product as uncharacterized. NCBI's taxonomy places the organism in Eukaryota, Viridiplantae, Streptophyta, Magnoliopsida, Fabales, Fabaceae. The record is from RefSeq and is a predicted model, not a curated record. The transcript has 8 exons. The coding region runs from base 183 to 917 and encodes 244 amino acids.